This is a messenger RNA of Cottoperca gobio, 4556 nucleotides long. RefSeq names its product solute carrier family 38 member 10 (gene slc38a10). NCBI's taxonomy places the organism in Eukaryota, Metazoa, Chordata, Actinopteri, Perciformes, Bovichtidae. The record is from RefSeq and is a predicted model, not a curated record. Gene Ontology annotation, cellular component: membrane. Gene Ontology annotation, biological process: amino acid transmembrane transport. Gene Ontology annotation, molecular function: L-amino acid transmembrane transporter activity.
GUUCAGGAAAGUAGUCCGGUUGGACUUGUCAUUAUUAUAUUUAACCGAGUUUCCGAUAACCUGUUGUUUAAACUCACACGAAGACGCACUUUUUCAACAAUAAAUGGGCCUUUAAUGUGAGGAAAUUACCAAUAAUGGCGUAAAAGAAACAGCGACCUGGUGGGCGCAGAAAGAGCGCCACGUCACUGAAAAACACACCCGGAAUUGAGUUCGAGUCCCGGCUGUGGAGCAGAUCGUACAUCCGUCAACGUUUGCCUUCACGGAGCUACUGUCUCCGUGGCGUUUGACAUUUAAUUACCAAAGCAGGACAAAGUCAGUAAGCGGUUCAAGAUGACGGCGUCUAACUGGGGUCUCAUCAUGAACGUGGUGAACAGCAUCGUCGGAGUUAGUGUACUCACCAUGCCCUUCUGCUUCAAACAGUGUGGGAUUGUGCUGGGAACUAUCCUGUUGUUCUUCUGUUCGUGGAUGACCCACAAGUCCUGCAUGUUCCUGGUCAACACAGCGAGCAGCACCAAAAGAAGGACCUAUGCAGGGUUGGCCUACCAUGCUUACGGGAAACCAGGAAAAACAGUGGUGGAGUUGAGUAUGAUCGGUUUGAUGUUGGGGACCUGUAUUGCCUUCUACGUUGUGAUCGCUGAUCUGGGCUCGAAUUUCUUCGCUCAGCUGUUGGGUUUACAGGUUACUGGCAGUUUCCGUGUGCUGCUGCUGUUCGCCGUGUCUCUGUUCAUCGUCCUCCCACUGAGUCUGCAGAGGAACAUGAUGUCUUCCAUCCAGUCCUUCUCCGCUAUGGCUCUCAUGUUCUACACCUUCUUCAUGUUCACGAUAGUGUUGUCGUCUCUUCGCUACGGCUUAAUCUCAGGCUCCUGGGUGGAGCGGGUUCACCUGUGGCGCUUCAAGGGCGUCAUUCAGUGCCUGCCCAUUAUCGCCACAACCUUCUGCUGUCACCCGCAGGUGCUGCCGACCUACGACAGCCUGGACGAGCCGUCUGUCAAACGCAUGAGCACCAUCUUCACCUCGUCCCUCAACGUGGUCACCAUCUUCUACAUCACCGUGGGUUUCUUUGGCUACGUCAGUUUCACAGAGAACAUCGCAGGCAAUGUGCUGAUGAACUUCCCGUCCAACCUGGUGACGGAGAUGAUUCGCGUGGGCUUUAUGAUGUCUGUGGCCGUCGGAUUCCCCAUGAUGAUCCUGCCCUGCCGCCAGGCCAUCAACACCAUGCUUUUUGAGCAGCAGCAGAAGGAUGGGACGUUUGCUGCCGGAGGAUACAUGCCUCCUCUGCGCUUCAAGAUGAUCACCCUCUGCAUUGUGUUUGGCACCAUGCUGGGAGGCAUUCUCAUCCCCAACGUGGAAACCAUUCUGGGUCUGACUGGAGCCACUAUGGGCAGCCUGAUCUGCUUCAUAUGUCCUGCUCUCAUCUAUAGAAAGAUCCAGAAGAACGGCAUCAUCUCUCAGCUGGUGCUUUGCGUCGGUCUGGGCAUCCUGCUGGUCAGCACCUUUACCACCCUCUCUAUUUCGGCCAGAAGCCCCGGCAUCAAGAUCCAUCCUCCUCCUCCAGCACCUGUGAAGAACAACCUGCCACUACCGGACCUCCCUGAACCGCACGACAAUACUCCCAUCAAGAAGCCAGGGGAGAUAGAAAAACCUGACCUUCCAGCUGUGCCGGGGGCACAACCAGUAGAGGGGGACCCGCCUGAGCCCCCGCAGAUUAAAGGACCAGUGGAACUACCUGAGAGGAAGAAGGAGGAAGAGGUGCAGUUGGACCGCCCUGACGCUGGUGUCGCGGUGCCACAGGGCGAGGCCCAUCGCCACGAGCCACCCAUCCCUCAUGACGAGGUCCAGGUGGACACAAGAAGGAACAACGCAGAACUGGAGGACGACAAGAAACAAGCCGAAAGACCCAAAUCGGAUGAAAAGCAAGGUUUAGUGCACGCUGUGGAGGUAGAGGGCAAAAAAGAGGACACAGUUGAAGAGGAACCGAAGCCUGCAGUGGCUGUUGUGGGGAAAGAGGAAGUGGAUUUGGGCGGAGGUGAAGUCCGGUCCAAUGAGGUGUAUGAGAAGCCGGGUGCAGGGGAAGACAAAAAGCAGGACGUUCCCCCGCUAAAGGAAGUGGAUAAGCUCAAUCCGGUGAAAGAUCCUCUCGCAGGGAACGCAGCCGAGGCGGUCGAUAAAGUGGGCAAAGCUCCAGACGCUGCAGGGAAACCUUCACUUCCUGAAGGAGAGCAUCAUCCCGCUGCAGACCAGGCCCCCGGAGCAGACGGCAAAGCUACAGCGGACGAGAAGAUGGAUGUGAUAAAAAAGCUGGUUGCAGAGGGCCAGCUCGACCACGCCGUGCUGCUGCAGGUGAUCAAGGAGCAGCAGGAGCAACAGAAGAGGCUUCUCGACCAGCAGGAGAAACUGCUGGCUGUCAUAGAAGAGCAGCACAAGGAAAUCCACCAGAAACUACCUGCUGGGGCUGAAGGUGAAGCAGAGAAAAUCAUCCAGGAGGGGGUGGAAGGUGGAGCAGCAAAGCCCAAAGAGUCUGGCCUGGACUCAGACCUGAAGCAGCCCAAGGAGGCAGCUGGAGCUGCCGUGGCCCAGAAACAGGUGCCGGGUGAUGAGGUGGGAUUACCUGAAGUAGCUGGUCAGGCUCAUUACAAGGAGGACGUCCAUGUUGCACCUGGAGGAGAAUCCCAUAAGCAGAGUGAGCUGGGGGCCCGCGGAGUGCCACUGGGAAAGAAAAUACCCGAUGACAUUCAGCCUGUACCUCAAAAUGAUCAGGUAGCUCAACUUAAAGAUGAAGAAAGAAGCCUAGAUAAGGAAAAGGAAAAAAUAGAAAUUCUUAAAGAACAGAUAGAGAAAGAAGUGCAGGCGAGAUUGGAAAAAGAACGGCUGGAAAGAGAGAAAAAAGAAAAGCUGGCCAAAGAGCAGGAGUUGGAGAAGGAGAGGAUACAGAGAGAAGUGCAGGCGAGAUUGGAAAAAGAACGGCUGGAAAGGGAGAGAAGAGAGAAGCUGGCCAGAGAACAGGAGCUGGAGAAGGAGAGGAUACAGAGAGAAGUGCAGGCGAGGGUGGAAAAAGAACGGCUGGAAAGGGAGAGAAGAGAGAAGCUGGCCAGAGAACAGGAGCUGCAGAAAGAGAGAGCGCUGAAGGAGAAACUCUUACAGGAGAGGGCUGCAGCUGAGAGACUUCAGCAGGAGAGGCAGAAAGCAGACAAUGAAAUACUUGAGAGAGUGAAGAAAGAGAAAAAGGCGGAGGAGGCCCGGGAGAGGCUGGCCCAGAUGGAGCGAGCCGUAGAAGACAGAAAGGCUGCGCAGGGGGCUGAGAGAGAAGACGGCGAAGCUUUGAAGAAAGGAGGACGAGACCUCAAAGAGAAAGUUGCUGCUGAGGUGGACCCCAGAGAAGGUGUGGAAGACGGGGCCGUCAAAGCCGCGGCUCACCCCCAGGGCUCCCACGAGAAGGUCAGGAACCAGGGAGCGUUGGAUCUAAGGCGGAGGCGCAGGGCACUGGGACCAGAAGAAGCUGUAGUGCCCCCAAAGGAGAUCAGGGUGCCCGGGGGGGUGCCGGGCCUGGAGCCCCUGCUGGAGCUGGGGGGCUCCAACCUGCACGCGGCCCUGGAGCAGCAGCUACUGGCCGGGGCAAUGGUGCACUCGCGGCAGAUUAAACAGGUCUCAGAGGAUGAGAGAGCGAAAUAACACACACAGAUUCUCACUCCACGAUUGGCCAUCAAGUUCAACACAAACUAUUAAUACUUGAUAUCGUUGCCUUUAAAUUCUUUCUUGCCUUCAGAAAUGUUCACGGACAAAAGAGGAGCAGUUCUCUUUAUUGAUGCUGUGUACUUUGAAAAUACCCCAAAGUCUUUAUCAAAGAGCAAAGUGCAUGUAAAUAUUAACUUAUUUUUGUCUUUAGGGAGAAUUUUGAAGAGGUUACUGUUGGAAUGUGUACAAAUCUAUGCAAAUACCCGGACGGAUGUGUUAAUGUUUGUAUUUGAGUCACCUUAUGUUUCAUUCACCAGCUCUGUGCAGUCUGUGCAUCGUCUCCCGUGCUGGUUUUCUGUUGCGUUAGUUUGUGUUCAUGUUUCUUUGAGAUGUAAAUAUUGUAAUAUUUGUUGUUCCUACAUGUACCACAGGUUAGAUGUAAUGUGGGUUCAGGUAAGAACUGUUUCACUAUACUUUGAAAUGAAAGUAAGUGAGCGACGUACUGGAGCUACAAUGUGUGGCCUUACUGUGCGAUAGACAAUGAAGCAGCUGAAUCACGUUCCCAAUCAUUCCAUCUUCAAUAGCUGUUCCUUGAUUUCUCAGUGCCUUCCAAUCCAUAUGCUGCUGUUUUAUCCAAACUAAAUGUUUGCUUCCACUCCUACUGUAAACCGUACAGUAAUCAUGAGAGAAUAACGUUGGGUUUAAGAGCGCGGAAGGAAAUCUGGAUCGUGUUUCUAUGUAAUCCAGCUUCUCUGAAGAUUCCUCCAUCAGUUGGCACUUGUACACAUGUCGGACCUUUGCUUUGUACAACAGGCUAUUUUUCUAUGUGCAUUGUAUUUCUGUACAUUUUGCUGGAUAAGAAUAAAUAAAAACAUUCUAUUACA